Cercospora beticola is the source of this 2364-nucleotide messenger RNA. Its product is annotated as WD40 repeat domain-containing protein. The record is from RefSeq and is a predicted model, not a curated record. Gene Ontology annotation, biological process: positive regulation of anaphase-promoting complex-dependent catabolic process; anaphase-promoting complex-dependent catabolic process; positive regulation of ubiquitin protein ligase activity. Gene Ontology annotation, molecular function: ubiquitin ligase activator activity; anaphase-promoting complex binding; protein binding. NCBI's taxonomy places the organism in Eukaryota, Fungi, Ascomycota, Dothideomycetes, Mycosphaerellales, Mycosphaerellaceae. Gene Ontology annotation, cellular component: anaphase-promoting complex.
CACCACCACAAGUCACAAUCAAACGCUCCAUCAGCGCUCUCACGCAUUCUCAAGGCUCUCAAGCCUUCACUCAAUCCAUCCACGGCAUACUGCAAAAUAUUCGCGAACAUACUAACGGAAUCCUUCGCUGGAAUUCCACCACAGCACUUCACAUUCGACAGCGGAUAUGGCCACUGCAUCAGUAUUGACCCCCACCAAACAACGCCGGGAUGGCAUCUUCUCCACACGCCUCGCUGGUGGCCGCAUGCCUCUCACUCCGUCUCCUCAGACGACACCCAAGACGGUGCACGUCGAGGCCGGCGAGAGCAUCCACCACGGCAACGUGAACCUCACAGCCCGCUUCUCGCGAGCCCAGUCCAAGACCAAUGUGCGCGACUCGCCCAAGUCCAACAUUGCCCGUCGCCACCCACAGUCGCCUCGCAACCUCGACAACGUCACGAGCGACUUCACCCUCAAUGGCACCGGCCCACGCGCCGCUUCGUCCGCCAAGAACACCCCGUCACGACCACGAAGCUCGCGUUCCGGCUCGACGCACCGCACACCCAAGAGAAGCCAGGGCAAGAUCAACUACACCGCGGCUGACCGUUUCAUCCCCAACCGGGAUGCCAGCGACGCCAUUUCCUCCUCCGGCGCCGCCGUCAAGCUCGACUCCGAGCGCACUCCUGGACGACGACCAAAGUCAAGCUCGUCUGAUGGCUCGGCCACUCUCGCAGCUAGCGUGUCCAGUGCUUUCGACCUUGGCCGUCACUCUACUUCAGAUACCUCUCUCUCUCUCGAGGGCCUCAACCUCAACGACAACGAGGAUGAUGAGGACGAUGAGCCACGCACCAAGCAGAGCCCGAACACCGUUGCCUACCAGCAGUCCGUUGCUGAGGCUUGUGGUGUCAGCAUGAAGCAACGCAUUCUUGCUUUCCAGCCUGCUGCUCCAGAGUCCUCUCGCCCAAUCGACCUCCGUUCUCAGUACAACCGCCCACUCAAGCCAGCUGCCGCCUCCGCAUCUCAAUUCCGCCGCCGCGUGCUUACUGCACCUGAGCGUGUCCUCGAUGCCCCGGGCUUGGUCGACGACUACUACCUCAACCUCCUCGACUGGUCAUCUGGCAACCAGGUCGCCAUUGGCCUUGAGCGCAAUGUCUAUGUCUGGUCCGCCGAGUCCGGCUCCGUCUCCAGCCUGCUCGAGUGCCCAGCUGACACCUACAUCUCCUCCGUCAAGUGGUCUGGCGAUGGCGCCUACGUCGCCGCUGGUCUCGGUACCGGUGAGGUCCAGAUCUGGGAUGUCGAGGAUGGCACUAAGCUCCGCUCCAUGUACGGCCACGACACUCGCGUCGGCGUCAUGGGCUGGAACAAGCACCUUCUCUCUACUGGUGCCCGCUCUGGUCUCGUCUUUAACCACGACGUCCGCAUCGCCCAGCACAAGGUUGCAGAGCUCGUCUCCCACACCUCCGAGGUCUGCGGCCUUGAGUGGCGUCCAGACGGUGCUCAGCUGGCCACGGGCGGUAACGACAACCUCGUCUCCAUCUGGGAUGCUCGUCAGCUCACCGCACCAAAGUUCCAGAAGACCAACCACAAGGCCGCUGUCAAGGCUCUUGCUUGGUGCCCAUGGCAAUCCAACCUCCUUGCCACUGGUGGUGGCUCCCACGACCGCAUGAUCCACUUCUGGAACACCACAUCCGGUGCCCGUACCAACAGCAUCGACACUGGUAGCCAAGUCACCUCCCUCCGCUGGAGCAUGGGUUACAAGGAGAUCGUCUCAUCUUCUGGUUUCCCUGACAACUCCCUCUCCAUCUGGAGCUACCCAACUCUCGUCAAGAACAUCGAGAUCCCAGCACACGAGUCUCGUGUCCUGCACUCUGCCCUUUCCCCAGACGGACAGAUGCUCGCCACUGCCGCUGCCGACGAGUCUCUCAAGUUCUGGAAGGUCUUCGAGAAGAAGGCUGGCUCUGGUAACCUUGCUGGCGGUGCUACUGGCACUGCAAAGGCUAGCUUGACCAAGGCUACCACCAUCCGGUAAAGAAUGACAUGUAUGUUCAGUCUGUUGUUAUGACGCUUCGGCUGGCUCGGCGUUUGUCUUGACGCAUGUUCAUGAUGCUGACGGCCGUUAAACACUUACAUGGCAUUGGGGAUUGUUGGAAGUUGGCGCUUUUCGUACUUGACAAUGUGGAUGUUGGAACAGGAACGCUUCGGGCAUGAUUGAGAGAGCAUUACACACUGCUACGUUUAAUGGAGAAUUCACACUCGCUUUUCUGACACCUUUGAUGCAACACUCUUGCCCCAUUUUGUUUAGCGCACGCACACCAGAGUUGAUCGCCGAAGUGAAAUGUUACUUAUACAUUACUUGGACUGAUAGACACGUGCUCUAGUACCCGG